Magallana angulata is the source of this 567-nucleotide messenger RNA. RefSeq names its product chromosome transmission fidelity protein 8 homolog. The transcript has 3 exons. NCBI's taxonomy places the organism in Eukaryota, Metazoa, Mollusca, Bivalvia, Ostreida, Ostreidae. Bases 104 to 475 code for a protein of 123 amino acids. Gene Ontology annotation, biological process: mitotic sister chromatid cohesion. The record is from RefSeq and is a predicted model, not a curated record. Gene Ontology annotation, cellular component: Ctf18 RFC-like complex.
AUUACCUGCACGGAGAGUAUAGAUAUAUAAUUUUCUUUUUGUGCCUAUUUAAAAUCGGGUUCAUUAUCCAAGAAAAAUAAUUAUAAAAGCGGGAAAAUUCAUAAUGGUGCAAGUUCUAGUAUCAUUACCAGACAGCCCAAACCAGUGCCCAGAGUGGGCAAUAGUUGAUCUUCAAGGAAGUUUAGAAACCAGACAACCUGUUCCUCUUGGAGGGAAGUUUGUAGGAGACCUUCAUUUUACGAAACAGAAUGUUCCCAUACUCAUCAUUGGGCAUCAUAUUCUGUAUGGUAAAAUUGUGGAUAUGGAAAAGCCCUUUGCUGUUAUUGUGAAAGACGAAUCUUCUGAAACUGCCACAGACAGGGACACUGAUAAAAAUACAAGUGUGAACUAUGUUGUGAAGGCACUCAUCAAGAAAAAGUUACUCUUCAAACAGAGACCCAAACCAAUCAUUGCUAAUAUACCCAAAAAACUGUGAUAGAUUCUCAUAUUUUUUUUAUUUUUCAUAUUCAAUUAUAGACAUUUUAUGUAUGAAUGUACAAUUCUGAAUCAAUAAAAGUGCAAUCAUGA